Messenger RNA from Aegilops tauschii subsp. strangulata, 1471 nucleotides. Its product is annotated as F-box protein FBW2. NCBI's taxonomy places the organism in Eukaryota, Viridiplantae, Streptophyta, Magnoliopsida, Poales, Poaceae. The record is from RefSeq and is a predicted model, not a curated record.
GCCAGCGAUGGGCGCGCCGCGUCUGUUGUUGGAGAUGCUCUUAGUACUACCACUAGUAAUUAGCAGCGCCUAAUCAAGCUUGCAACCUCUGUGGUGGCGCUUCUUAUAUCUUGCUCCUCGCUCGCUUCUCGGACAGGUUUCCUCAUUUGGGUUUCGCUCACCGUGGCCCUCUGCUCUGCUCCGACUCCGAGGAGAGUCUGCCGCUCCCAGCUGCUCCCCUGACCCUCGAGUGAUUUCUAAGGGGAGACGAGGAGGGAGGGAGAGAGGAGGAGCAAUGGGGGAGAGCGAGUACCGGUGCUGGGAGGAGCUGCUGCCGGACGCGCUGGGGCUCGUCUUCCGCAACCUGCCGCUGCAGGAGGUGCUGACGGUGGUGCCGCGGGUGUGCAAGUCCUGGGGGCGCGUCGUGGCCGGGCCCUACUGCUGGCAGGAGAUCGACAUCGAGGAGUGGAGCCAGCAGCGGCACAGCCGCCCGGACCACCUCAUCCGCAUGCUCGACCUGCUCCUCCGCCGCAGCUCCGGCGCCUGCCGCCGCAUCAGCGUCUCCGGCCUCCCCUGCGACCCGCUCUUCUCCUUCAUCGGCGACCACGCGCGCGCUCUGAGGACGCUGGAGAUCCCGCGGAGCGAGAUCAGCGACGCCGUGGUGGAGGCGGUGGCGCCGGGGCUGCCCAACCUCACGUUCCUGGACAUCAGCAGCUGCACCAAGAUCGGGGCGCGCGCGCUGGAGGCGUUCGGCCGCCACUGCCGGUCCCUGGCGGCGCUCCGGCGCGUGAUGCACCCGAUCGACGUGGCCGGGCGCAACGCGUGCGGGCAGCACGACGAGGCCCGCGCCAUCGCGCGCACCAUGCCGGCGCUCCGCCACCUGGAGGUCGGCUACAUGCUGGUCACCACGGAGGCCAUCCUGGAGGUGCUCUCCCGGUGCCGGGGCCUGGAGUUCGUCGACCUGCGCGGCUGCUGGGCCGUCGACGAGGCGCUGCUGCGGGCGCGCCACCCGCGGCUCAGCGUCCUCGGCCCGGGCGUCGACGACUGCUUCGAGAACAGCUACUGGGAGGAGUGCUCCGACGACGACUCUGAGGACGACGAGGUCUACUCGUGGGAGCUCAUGGACGACGACGAGUACUACGGCGUGGUCGGCAGCGACGACGACGAGGCCGUGUGGGGCGACGGGCCGGGCCUCGUGGAGAACCUCGAGGUGCGGUUCUACGGCGGCGGCUUCAGCGAGAGCUACGCCGGCAUCGACUGGCCAGCGUCGCCGUGACAGCCCCGGCCGUUCGUCCGUGCUCACCUUGACCGCAGAAAGAAGCCAAUCAUCUUUCUCGUUCUUGACGUUCCUAUGGUCGUUCAGAUAUGCGUUUGCGUGCGUGCCAGUAGCUUAAUCUGGGUGUCUGAUGUAAACUUAAUCUGAUUUGAAGUUUUUUAAAAACUUAAUCUGAUGUUUACAUGAAGCAAAUCAAGAUGGUGUUUACAUGUACCA